AUGGGCUGUAUGUGUGAUCAAGACAACACAUCACUCGUUUUCAUCGGAUAUUUGUUUCUGUAUUACGACAUUGAACAGGUGGGGCGAAUGGAUGGAUUGAAAAAGAAGUAUUACUGCGUGAAUGAUACAGCAAAGGAUGAAUUUCGUUUCGUGAACAAAAAUGGGCGUAUCAAUGUUUCAUACACGUCAGUGGGACAGAUAAAGAGUAUGCACUCAAAUGUGAUUCUAUUCAUUAUGCAAGCUGAAUGGUGGUUGGUGUUGACAUUAGUUUUAUUUGGAUUUAUCGUCAGUUGGUUUUUCUUCGCAUUUCUUUACUUUCUGGUUUCGGUCGAACAUGGAGAUUUUGAUAUUAACGAAGAUGAUCAAUUCUACUAUAAUCAAACAAAUUCCAUACGAUCAGAUCCAAAAGAACGAGAAAAAUGCGUUCAAGAUGUGCAUAACUUUCUAAGUGCCUUACUUUUCUCUAUCGAAACUCAACAUACAAUCGGUUAUGGUUCAAGAUAUAUCACAACAGAAUGUAUGGGUGGCAUACUCGUCUUGACAUUACAGUCAUCGCUAGGAUAUUUGCUACACGUGAUUGUUACACAGGUUGUUUUUACAAAACUGUCUCGACCAACAGAAAAAUCACAAUUUAUCGUCUUUAGUGAUAAUGCAUUGAUAGCCCCACGUAAUAACCACUUGACAUUAACCUUUCGCAUAGGUAAUUUGUCCCCAUCGCAAUUAAUAUUUGCUAGUGUACGGUUAUUGAUGAUUCGUCAACGGCGAACAAUGGAAGAUGAAGUAAUUCCUCAUUAUCUUUAUGAUAUGGAGAUAACACACCUUCGGAAUGGUCAAUUAUUCUUUCCUCGACCGAAUGUCAUCGAGCAUAUUAUUAAUUAUCGAAGUCCACUCUAUGGUAUUCAACGUUCUACGUUAACCAGUGAACAUUUCGAAUUGAUCGCGAUUAUUGAAGGUAGUUUCGAUUACACGGGAUUCUCUUGUCAUUUUCGAACAUCUUAUUUACCCAGUGAACUUUUGUGGGGUUACGAGUUCUCGUCGUGUAAUUCUACACUCAGUGGAUUCGAUUUCGAAAGAUUCAAUCAAGUUCAACUGAUUCAUGCUCAACCAAUUUGGAAUUAUCAAGACGAUGAUUCGGAGAAAAACAGUCCGCCAAUACCGAUCCAUACUCCAUAUUUAUAUCCAAAACAUUUUUCUACGACUAGUCAGCGAGAAAGUUUACCUCGGCGAAAGUCAUCCAAUGAUUUUCCUAAAAAGUUCAACCGAUUAGAAACGAUCGAGUCCAUAAUAGAUACAAAUGUGAGCGAUACACCUCUGAUAGAUCCUGUAGACGAACAGAACGACGAAGAAAAAGUCUCAUUGAAAUUAGGCGAUUCAUUUGUAAAACAUGUUGAAUUUGAAUGA
Adineta ricciae is the source of this 1401-nucleotide messenger RNA. Lineage: Eukaryota; Metazoa; Rotifera; Eurotatoria; Adinetida; Adinetidae. The record is from the annotation of a GenBank genome assembly.